Annulohypoxylon truncatum is the source of this 1222-nucleotide messenger RNA. Its product is annotated as carbohydrate kinase. The coding region runs from base 344 to 1060 and encodes 238 amino acids. The transcript is spliced from 2 exons. The record is from RefSeq and is a predicted model, not a curated record. Gene Ontology annotation, cellular component: cytoplasm. Lineage: Eukaryota; Fungi; Ascomycota; Sordariomycetes; Xylariales; Hypoxylaceae. Gene Ontology annotation, molecular function: gluconokinase activity.
AAACCAGUGCUUCGCCGGCGCUCCUGAUGGUCCACAUCGAUCUCCCUUAGUUCUACCAUAUUGCGCUGCUUUAAUUCACCCCGAUUUCCUGUAAUUUGAUUCUUCAUCUUUCUAUCUUUCGAAACACAUAGCCAAGUUUGCUUCUUCCUAGCCUCUUCACAACCCAAUUGCUCGUUGUUCGUGCACGUUGAAAGUUCUUAUAUACCCCUAGCUCGGCUCACCUAAGUGGCUAACCUGCCCUUAAUUCCGUUUUGCGGCUCCCGUCACCGGACAAUAACAACAAUUCCAACUGAAUCACCAUCUUUUCUCACAACAAUAAAAAAAAAAGGUCAGGUCUUUGACCAUGUUAACCUACGACAACCCCGUUGCGGUGAAUGGAAAUCAUUCAUCUGCAGCUAGCAUGGCUGCGACGAUGAAUACCAUGGCAUCGAACCCGAAGCCGAUCAAUGCUACGGUUGUACCGGCAACGUCCAGUAACUCUAUCACGAGGGUCAACGGUCAUCCAGCGCCUAAGUACCACCACAUUUGGCUAGUGACUGGCCCCGCCGGUUGCGGAAAGAGCACCGUUGCUAAGCACUUAUCAACGGCUUUAAACUUACCUUACAUUGAGGGCGACGAGUUUCAUCCGAAAGCAAACAUUGAGAAGAUGGGCAAUGGCAUACCUUUGACAGACGCCGAUCGGUGGGACUGGCUUACGAUUUUACGAGAGGAGUCGCUCAGACAACUUGCGUCCGGCGCCGAAGGGGUCGUGCUCACAUGCUCGGCUCUCAAGCGUAAGUACCGAGACGUUAUUAGGGUGGCUCCUUACUAUUCGCACGACGUUGUACUUCAUUUCAUCUACCUCCACGCCCCGGAAGAUGUCCUUCUUGAGCGUGUUGGGUUAAGACAGGGCCACUACAUGGGGGCCAAUAUGGUUCACAGCCAGUUCUCGAUCCUGGAACCGCCAACAGCAGAAGAAACGGACGUGAUCAGUCUCGAUGUCAGCGGACCAAUAGACGUCGUUCUCAGAGAAGCCCUGGACGAGGUUCUCAAAAAGAUCGACGAAACUGCAUCGAGCUAGCAUGAAGCCAGCAUGGCAAGGGAUAACACGACACGAGAAGAGAUAUGGACCAGUAGGCGCAAUAACAAACGGGAGAGAUAUCACAGGGAUUAGCGUUAUUUCUUCACAUGAGUUCAGGAGUUGGUCUUGUCAUUCACUUUGGCGCAAGCAUAGAAACGUUGG